UCUAAACACACGGUGCACACUAACGAGGGAACACACACUCACUCAUUCUCUCAACUCACACUGCAGUUCCAGAGAACAGCGCGCGUUCAAAACUUCCAACACGACUGACUGCAGAUGGAAGAGACCACACAGACGGACCACGAGACGAAACAGCCGUGAAAGAGAUAAGAGACCUCUGCUGUCCUGCCAGUGCCAUCGGCUACAAUGAGUGCCAAAUCGGCCCUCAACAAGGCGGUGUUCCUUCCCAACGACGAGCGGAUGCUGGCCGCCGUGCAGGUCAAGAGGAGGACCAAGAAGAAGAUCCCGUUUCUGGCUACAGGAGGUCAGGGGGAAUACACCACCUUCAUCUGCUUAUCAGUCACCAAUAAGAAGCCAGCACAGGUGUUCCUGACGAAGGUGAAGCAGUUCGAGGGCUCAUCCUCGUUCAUCAGGAGAUCUCAGUGGAACAUCAGUCAACUCCGACAGGUCAACGGUGUGGACGCCAUCAAAGACUGCCCAGAGUUUGACCUGGUGUUUGACAGCGGGUCUGACCAGUGGACGGCGGGUUCAGCAGGAGAGAAGUGUGUGUUUGUGCAGAUCCUCCAUCACACGUGCCAGCGCUUCAUUCCUGAGAGAAAAGUAGAGUUCGUCAACUGCCCCCCUAAACUACUGGGAGGUAAUAGCAGUCUCCUCCACGGUGCGGCUGACAGUGUGAGCAGUGCGGUACAGAAGGCCAGUCAGGCUCUGAAUGAGCGUGGAGAGAGACUGGGCCGCGCGGAAGAGAAGACCAGCGACAUGAUGAACAGCGCACAGCACUUCGCUGACACCGCACACAAGCUGGCCAUGAAGCACAAGUGUUGAGCCUUUGCUGUAUUUUUCGGAGAAUCUGCUUCAUCAGCCCUGCUAUCACAGACUGUGACGGGACGCACAUGAAGCAUCACAUCAAGAAUCGAGGACAUUGUGUAUCAUCAUGGCAGUAAUCUUGAAAAAAAUCAUGUCUUUUUUUUAACCACAGAAUUGUUGAUCAUUGCAAACUUAAAGCCCUAUACAUGCGACCGAUCAUUAUUAUAAUAUUACAAGCAGAGUUGGGAACAAGUCGCAUAUUUCAAUCUAAAAUCACUUACAACAGGGGUGUCCAAACUCCUGGAGGGCCGGUGUCCUGCAUAGUUUAGCUCUAACUUUCUUCAGCACACCUGCCUGGACGUUUCUAGUAAAUUAGAAAGAGCUUGAUUUGCUGGUUAAGGUUGGAACUAAAAUACGAAGGACACCGACCCUCCAGGACCAAGUUUGGACACCCCUGACGUAAAAGAAGCUAAAUGUGUUACUUAGUUGUAGGUAUUACCAGUGUGUGGUUUUACCAUUCAUUAUCUAUUAGGGUUGUUGGGAUACUGUAAUUCGGUACCAGUUGAUAAUGAUAUUUUAAAAACGUCCAUUUCCUGCUAACAUUUGAGCUUGUUCUUUUUAAACAGCGCUGAUUUGCUGUUGUGUUCACUGUUAAAUGACUGUGAUUGGCCUUUAAGGUCAUCGUUCACCACUGUUUACUGAGUGUAAACACGGAUACAGGGACAGUGGAGCGUUUCAAUGUCACAUCGAUCAGCUGGUUUGUCUAUAAGCUGACAUACAAGAGAUACGCUAAGGAAUCGCAGCUUUAGAACGCUCCAGUGUCCCUGUAUCUGUGUUUACACUCAGUAAACAGAGGUGAGUUCGGUGAACUGAUGACCUUCACAGCCAAUCCCAGUCAUUUCUGUUGAGCACAAUGGCAAAUCAGCACUGAUUAAGAACACGCUCUACAAUGCUCAAAUGUUAGCUGGAAAUGAACGAUUUAAAAAAAUUUCAGUGCCGAUUGGCACGAAUUUCAGUAUCAACAACUUUAGUAUCUGUUACUUUUUAAUGAACGUAUUGUGAAUCUGUGUGUGUUUUUAAGAGUGUAAUUGGCUUAAAAUUGUAAUAUUUGACUUUUCACCCAACACUGAUGACAAGAUUCCUUAAAUUCCUGCUAAUGUUGGACAUUCCUUCUAGAUUGUUUUAACCUAUGAAGUGUUUGUGCCAUUGUGAAAAGAAACUUUAGCGUGUAAGAGUUUAAACUGAUACUUUUUUGGUAAAAAUCUUUCCGAGGGUUUUGUAAAAGCAUCUAAACUUUUUUUUUUUAACAUUGUAUUGUUUCAUUAUCACUUGAGUCCAUACUUGUUUUAUUUGUUUGUUUUUUAUCACUAAAAUAAAGUGUGGGCCCACGU
Molecule: messenger RNA, 2213 nt
Organism: Danio rerio (zebrafish)
Lineage: Eukaryota; Metazoa; Chordata; Actinopteri; Cypriniformes; Danionidae
Gene: stxbp6
Product: syntaxin binding protein 6 (amisyn)
Cellular component (GO): cytoplasm; membrane
Source: RefSeq, marked provisional